AUGUACGCGACACGGGUUCUCCUUAAGCGCUCUGUGUGGAAGGGUGAGUCAAUUGCUUUCUUCUCCCUUCCCAUUGUCUGGCCCAAGUCCGUCGGCGACAAGGUCCCUCCCGUACGAACGCAGGCCCGAUCUGCCACGAUUCUGCCCAACUUUGUUGGACUCAAAUUUGAGGUUCACAACGGCAAGGACUACCAUGAGGUGACCAUUACUGAAGAUAUGGUCGGACACAAGCUCGGCGAGUUUUCACCGUAA
Fusarium vanettenii 77-13-4 is the source of this 252-nucleotide messenger RNA. Its product is annotated as mitochondrial 37S ribosomal protein RSM19. Gene Ontology annotation, molecular function: structural constituent of ribosome. Lineage: Eukaryota; Fungi; Ascomycota; Sordariomycetes; Hypocreales; Nectriaceae. Gene Ontology annotation, cellular component: ribosome; cytosolic small ribosomal subunit. Gene Ontology annotation, biological process: ribosomal small subunit assembly; translation. The transcript is spliced from 2 exons. The record is from RefSeq and is a predicted model, not a curated record. Bases 1 to 252 code for a protein of 83 amino acids.